AUGGAGGAAGACGGUAUCGUUUCGAAGGCAGUGGCGUUGAUCGCUUGCAUAGCAAUGGCCCUGUUCUACGUCGCCAUCCUCUACGCUCCCACCGUCCUCCUCCGUCUACCACCUCCUUCUUCUUUCCAAACCUACAUGGUUCGACGCUUCCUGUGCGCCGUCGUUUCGUCCAUCCUCUCCCUCUUCCUCUCCGCAUUUAUCCUCCCCGUGCAGACUAAGGAACUGCGUCACAUUGUUGGGGUAUUUGGCAUCCGGAAGGACCAUAUUUGGCAGGCUGUGGUCCUUCCACUUUGCUUGACCUCCCUAAUGUAUGCUGGGUCUAUCUUCCUCAAGUGUGUUCUGUUACUGGCUUCUUGGAGGCAACACACAAGUUCUGCUGGUGCCCUUUCCUUUGAUUCCUGCAAAUGUGCCUUACAGCAGUUUCUUGACUGGUUAUCUGCGAUGUCAUCAAAUAUUUUGGUGUGGCGAAACUAUGUUGUGGCACCCCUUACUGAGGAGUUGGUGUUUAGGGCAUGCAUGAUACCUUUACUUCUGUGUGGAGGAUUUAAAACAUACAGUGUUACUCUUAUUUGCCCUAUUUUCUUCAGCUUGGCACAUUUAAAUCAUUUCGUGGAGAUUUACAGCAAGCAAAAUUACAGAUUUAUGAAGCUUGUUAUGGUUACAGGUCUCCAACUUGGCUACACGGUUGUCUUUGGUUCAUAUGCAUCAUUUCUUUUCAUUCGAACUGGACACCUUGUAGCACCUUUAGUGGCGCACAUAUAUUGUAAUUUUAUGGGACUUCCUGUAUUGUAUUCGCAGAGGAAUGGGAUUAUAAGUGUAACAUUCAUAAUAGGAUUCCUGGGCUUCUUGUGGCUUCUUUUCCCAUUGACGGGACCAGAUUUGUAUAAUGAUAGAAUAGAUAACUGCAGUUGUUGGCAAGGGUACUGCACAUGGAGGGAAACGAUAAGAAUGCCCCAGAUGUAA
Sphenostylis stenocarpa is the source of this 963-nucleotide messenger RNA. The record is from the annotation of a GenBank genome assembly. Lineage: Eukaryota; Viridiplantae; Streptophyta; Magnoliopsida; Fabales; Fabaceae.